Molecule: messenger RNA, 3623 nt
Organism: Fundulus heteroclitus (mummichog)
Lineage: Eukaryota; Metazoa; Chordata; Actinopteri; Cyprinodontiformes; Fundulidae
Gene: emc1
Product: ER membrane protein complex subunit 1
Exons: 23
Coding region: 49-2952 (967 amino acids)
Biological process (GO): protein folding in endoplasmic reticulum
Cellular component (GO): EMC complex
Molecular function (GO): protein binding
Source: RefSeq, a predicted model, not a curated record
AACAACUUCCGACUUCCUCCUCCGGUUGAGCAAGUCAAAGCUGCUGCAAUGGAAAAGCUAAUUUUGCUCUUACUGAAAUUAUGUAUUCUGGUUUGUGUUGUGCAUGCUGUAUUUGAGGAUCAAGUGGGAAAAUUUGACUGGAGGCAGCAAUAUGUAGGGAAAGUUCGUUUUUCUCAUUUCGACACACAAAUCCAGUCAUCCAAAAAAGUCCUUGUAGCAACAGAGAGUAAUGUUUUUGCUGCGUUAAAUACCAGGACAGGAGAGCUUUUAUGGCGACAUGUGGACAAAACUGGUCCUGAGGGAAACAUCGAUGCUUAUCUGCACUACGCACAAGAUACUGUUCUUGUGGUUGGAAAUGGGCGCAUGUUGCGCUCCUGGGACGUAAACAUUGGAGGUUUGAACUGGGAGAUUUUGCUGGAUUCUGGCAGUUUUCAAUCGGCAUGUUUAGUGGGGCAGCAAGGCAUAGUCAAACAUGUAGCUGUUUUGAAGAAAACUGUGAUCUCUGUCCAUUAUUUGUCUAAUGGGCAUCAAAAAUGGAUAGAGAACUUGCCAGAAAGUGAAACUGUGGAUUAUCAAACCGUGUAUUCAGAUGGAAAUGGUCAAGUCUUUGUGUUGGGAAUUGUUCCCCAUUCCCAUAUCACUAUAGUUGUUUACAGCAUGGAGGAUGGAGAGAUAAUCAAGCAGGUCUCGGUUGAAGCUCCGUGGCUGUCCAACAUACCAGGCAGCUGUGUUGUGGUUGGUCAGGGGAUGCUGAUGUGUGUAGACUCAACGACACUGUCCUUAAACAUACUCGACUUGCACCAACAGCUACAGAUGACACAGAUCCCCCUGCAGUCGCUCGGACUUGAAGUGGACCCAGGCUUUCAUCCAUCUCUGGUGUCACACCAGCCCAACCCUGCCCAAAAGCCAUUAUCAGAGUUCUUCCUUCAGCUUGGGCCUGAGCGCAUUCUGCUCCUGCAGUUGAACAAUGGGCAGAUUGUAAAAUUAAACGAUUUCAAGCCUUUGAAGGUUCUGCUGGCUUCGUUUGCUACCACUGGAGAGAAGACUGUAGCUGCUGUUAUGUCACCCAAGAAUGCGACUGCUUACAGUAUAAACCUCUUUAGCGCUGACACUGGGCGCAGACUUCUUGACACAACUCUGAUUUUCCCUGUGGAUCCUAACGGAGGCAAACCAGAGCGGCUGCAUGUCCAAGCAUUCCUGAAGAAGGAUGACUCUGUUGGCUACAGGGUCAUGGUGCAGACAGAAGACCACGCACUGACUUUCAUACAACAACCAGGGCGUGUAAUGUGGACAAGAGAGGAGGCCUUGUCAGAUGUGGUGACAAUGGAAAUGGUGGAUCUGCCCCUCACUGGGACGCAAGCUGAGCUGGAGGGCGAGUUCGGCAAAAAGGCCGCCAUCCAAGAUGGGUUGUUGUCUAUGGUGUUGAAGAGGCUCUCGUCUCAGCUCAUCAUGCUGCAGGCCUGGAUCGCUCACCUCUGGAAGCUGUUCUACGACGCCCGAAAACCCCGCAGUCAGGUCAAGAACGAAGUCUCCAUCGAGAACCUGUCCAGGGACGAGUUCAACCUGCAGAAGAUGAUGGUUAUGGUUACGUCAUCCGGGAAGCUGUUUGGGAUCGACAGCAAGACUGGGGGGAUUUUGUGGAAGCACUACCUCGACAACGUCCCGUCGAACGCCGCUUUUAAAUUAAUGGUUCAGCGCACCACGGCGCACUUCCCUCACCCUCCGCAGUGCACGCUGCUCAUCAAAGACAAGGACACGGGCCUGGCCACGCUUCAUGUGUUUAACCCCAUCUUUGGAAGGAGAAGUCAGGUCACACCACCCGCCCUACCUCAGCCCAUUCUCCAGUCACUGAUGCUCCCACUCAUUGACCAGGAUUAUGCCAAAGUCCUGCUCCUCGUCGAUGACCAGUACAAGGUUUCUGCCUUUCCUUCAACCAAGAAUGUCCUGCAGCAGCUUCAGGAAACGGCUUCUUCCAUCUUCUUUUUCAUCGUCGACUCCAGUCAGGGAAGACUCUCUGGUUACAGACUGAGAACGGACUUGUCAACCGAGCAGGUCUGGGAGGUGGCCAUUCCAACAGAAGUGCAGAAGAUCGUCUUUGUUAAGGGCAAAAGGCCCAAUGAGCACGUGCACUCACAGGGCAGAGUGAUGGGAGACCGCAGUGUGCUGUAUAAGUACCUGAACCCAAAUCUGCUGGCCGUGGUGACCGAAAGCACAGACUUGCAUCAGGAGCGCAGCUUCAUCGGGAUCCUGCUGAUCGAUGGCGUGACCGGUCGGAUCAUCCAUAAGGCUGUUCAGAGGAAAGCCAGAGGACCGGUGCAUGUUGUGCACUCUGAAAACUGGGUUGUGUAUGAAUACUGGAGCACAAAGUCUCGCAGGAAUGAGUUCUCUGUAAUUGAACUUUACGAGGGGAUGGAGCUGUACAACAGCACGGUGUUCAGCUCGCUGGAUCGGCCGCACGCUCCUCAGGUACUCCAGCAGUCUUACAUCUUCCCCUCUUUCAUCUCCACCAUGGAGGCCACCCUGACUGAGAAGGGCAUCACCAGUCGCCAUUUGCUCAUUGGUCUGCCGUCCGGGGGGAUUCUGUCGUUACCAAAGAUGUUCCUGGACCCACGCAGGCCAGAAAUCGUGUCUGAGCAGACGCGGGAAGAAAACCUGAUACCGUACGCACCAGAGCUGAUCAUCCGCACCGAGUGGUUCAUCAACUACAACCAGACCGUGUCAAGAGUGCGAGGCAUUUACACGGCCCCGUCCGGACUCGAGUCCACCUGCUUGGUGGUGGCAUAUGGUCUGGACAUCUACCAGACCCGCGUGUAUCCCUCGAAGCAGUUUGACGUGCUGAAGGACGACUACGACUACAUGCUCAUCAGCAGCGUCCUCUUCGCCCUUUUCUUCGCCACCAUGAUCAGCAAACGCCUGGCAGAAGUCAAACUGCUCAACCGGGCCUGGCGGUAAAGGCGACCGCAUCGAGUCCCGCACCUGAGAGCGCCGCGGCUUGUACGGAGGCCCUCGCUCCGAGGAGAGGAGAGGAGACUGCUGGGGCUGAGCCUGCAGGGGGAAACACAGGCCCAACGUUCAAUAAGGCCCUUAAGGAACUGCAGGGGACGGUGGGGAGGGGGUGAAACAAGGGGUUACAAAAAGGUUUUAUGUGUUUUUUUUUGUUUUUUAACUUAUUUUGCAAAAAGACUUAAAUGCUCCAUGAUAGAAACAUCUUUCCCCCACAUCACUUUUAAUAAAUGUUGAACACAUAAUUAACUCCAAAUUAAUUUAACAGACUUGGGGUUAUUAAAUUAUACUUGUCCAGUUAGGUGCUUAUAUAUCGUUUAUUCUUUAGAAAUCGUACAUAAUUCAGCAGUUCUAAAGGAAAGCUUGUAAGAAAUUAGAAAAAUCAGAGCAGAGGAGGAAGAAAACUGAUUGUGAGCCUUAAUGGUUUGUGCUAAAUUGCCUUGAUGUAGUUUUGAACUGAUGGUAGAGGAGCUGAACUCUGAUGAUGAUCUCUGGUCAGCCGCUGAGAUUACUAACAGAAGGUGCUGUUAUUAAAUUAAAGGAAAAUAUCCAACAGUAGACUUGAUUUUUUUUUUUUUUUUUUUUUUUCCUGUUUUGAGCCAUUAAAAUCUUUUAAAGAA